AUUUCAUGUUAGAUCAAGGCUGAUGGUGUGGAUCAAACUGUUCCGGGGAGCCUCACAGACUCAGCGUUGGGAGAUGUUCAGCAAUCGCAAGUUUUCAGCUUUAACAAUAGCUCCUUUCGGCACUACGCUACUGUGGCAGUUGUCAGAUAGACGUUACGCGAUUGUGUGCAACUCUCAGUUCCACCCUUUCUUCAUAGUGUUGUUUGGGAAGUUUAACAUGCAGCACGCGGCCGCAAACUCCUGCAUUCAAGCAGAAGGGACCCCACGUCGAUGGUUGUAUGCAGCCCUCCUCCUUGCAGCGCAUGCACUCGGUAUCGACUUGUUUUAAACAGUCAAAACGAAACCACGUACAGCUGCAAAUGUCCAUAGCAACGUCCUGUCGAUAGUCAGGUCCUCGGCUGGUGCCUUCUACCCACCAGAACUACACAGACCCGGCUGCGAAUUCAUGCCUUCGGUGAAAACUCCCUGACACGAGGC
This is a messenger RNA of Toxoplasma gondii ME49, 477 nucleotides long. RefSeq lists its product as hypothetical. Bases 23 to 328 code for a protein of 101 amino acids. The record is from RefSeq and is a predicted model, not a curated record. Lineage: Eukaryota; Apicomplexa; Conoidasida; Eucoccidiorida; Sarcocystidae. The transcript is spliced from 2 exons.